Molecule: messenger RNA, 963 nt
Organism: Spea bombifrons (plains spadefoot toad)
Lineage: Eukaryota; Metazoa; Chordata; Amphibia; Anura; Pelobatidae
Gene: RAB2A
Product: RAB2A, member RAS oncogene family
Exons: 8
Coding region: 68-703 (211 amino acids)
Cellular component (GO): Golgi apparatus
Molecular function (GO): GTP binding; GTPase activity
Source: RefSeq, a predicted model, not a curated record
GGAAACGAGCCCGUGCUUGCGUCAUUACGGCCGUGUGAAGCAGUGACGAGCACAGAGGGAUCCGGACAUGGCGUACGCUUACCUUUUUAAGUACAUUAUCAUCGGCGAUACCGGAGUUGGGAAAUCAUGCCUUCUAUUGCAGUUUACAGACAAGAGGUUCCAACCUGUACAUGACUUGACAAUUGGCGUAGAAUUCGGUGCACGGAUGAUAACCAUUGAUGGCAAGCAAAUUAAACUUCAGAUAUGGGACACUGCUGGUCAGGAGUCCUUCCGUUCCAUCACAAGAUCGUACUACAGGGGUGCAGCAGGGGCUUUAUUAGUUUAUGAUAUUACAAGGAGAGACACAUUCAACCAUCUUACAACCUGGCUUGAAGAUGCUCGCCAGCAUUCAAAUUCAAACAUGGUGAUUAUGCUGAUUGCCAAUAAGAGUGAUUUAGAGUCGCGGAGGGAAGUUAAAACAGAAGAAGGUGAAGCAUUUGCGAGGGAACACGGACUCAUCUUUAUGGAAACCUCUGCAAAAACAGCUUCUAACGUGGAGGAGGCAUUUAUAAACACGGCAAAGGAAAUCUAUGAAAAAAUCCAAGAAGGCGUCUUCGACAUUAACAAUGAGGCAAACGGGAUUAAAAUUGGACCACAACACUCGACACCUGGAUCACCCGGGUCACAUCUUGGAGGACAGCAGGCCGGAGGAGGCUGCUGUUGAACCAUCUUUCCUUCCAACAAGAGCCUACUAAGGCCAUUAUUGUUCAUAGGCCAUCUUUUACCUUCUCUCUGUCCCUGCCCUACCCUUCCCAUGCAGAAUUUCAAUGUUCACUAAAAAAAAAAAAAAAGACAUAUUUUGAAAAUUGUAUUCAUACUGUAUCUAUUUGCUUUUUGAUUUCUAGGUUUAUUGAUUGUGAUUGUUAUUAAAUGUUGUCUUGGUCCCUUGACUAAAAACUGAAUUGUAUUAAACACUAAACGUUU